AUAGUGGAAUGGCUCGAAGGACCAUGCUUAGUUCUACACCCACUAGUUGCCCUUUCCAAUAAUGCACUCACUACCACUUUAUUAAAAACAGAAUGCGAAUGUAAUUUAGAGUUAAAAUGGUUUUAAUCAAUCACAAAAUAUGAGAUAAAUGUACAAUAUGAAUUAUGCGAGGCGAUGUUCAGAUGAAGCAACGAGAGAUGGUGUAGACUCGAAUGUAGCUCGGCGGCUGCGAAUGUAUCGACACUGAUGCAGCGCUCUGGAUUUGUGAUGACUCGAAUUAGCGCACUCAGGAUAAUCGUUAACGCGGCGAGUGUGUAAGCAAAGAUCUUGCAGAUGAAAGUUGAUGAGCGAACAGAGUUUGACGAAUUGUGUGAACGAAUGUUGAUGGAAGGUGUCGACGCGGCGCAGUGUGUAAAAAGAAAAUAGAUGUGCGAGGUGUAUCUGGCGAAAUGCGUAAACCACUGAAUCUGCUUUUCCGUUGUCCAUCCUUUUUUGAUGAGUAGGUGCAUGGGUAUGGUGAGUUGUGUUGGUGUCAUAAGCUGUGGUGAAUUAAGCUGCCUUAUUAGUGUGCGCCAGUUUUCACGGGUAGAGUGGGGGAAUGCUUAACUCAUUUAAACAGGCUGGAAAAGUGUUCCCUCCAUAAUUUAAGUAUGCUCUGGGCAUCGGUGACUAGAUCACCUUUGGGGGUUUUACAAGAGUAUGCUCCAGUCUUGAAACCUUCUGUAAGCCGCCGCAUUUUUUCAUAGAAUUUCCGAGCAUUACCCCUGUCGGCCAGCUUAUCAAGCUCUUCAUACUCACGCAUUUCGGCCUCUUUGUUUUUCUGUCUGCAAAUGCGUCUCGCGUCCCUCUUCAACUCUCCGUUUCUAUUCUAAGGAGUUGGAAAUGCCGUCCCACAGUUCCCUUAUACCGAGUUGUUGACCAGUGCUCUCAGAGAGCAGGAGUGCAAGCCGAGUAGAAAAUCGUUCUGCUGUCUGUUGUGAUUGCAUAUUCUCGACGUCGAACCUUCCUUGUAUUUGUUGACGUGCGUUUUUUGCUGCACAGAGGCGGGUGCGAAUCUUGGCUGCAACAAAAUACCUUGGAGCGUACGUACGUCUAGAACACUGGAGACGUGUCUUCCGUCUAUCACAACGCGAUCGAUCUGGUUGGUGGCUUUACGAUCCGGAGACAGUCAGGUAGCUUGAUGUAUUUUCUUGUGCUCGAAUCUAGUAGUACAGAUAACCAUAUUUCGGGCCACUGCGAAGUCGAUCAGCCUCCACCCAUUUGGGGAUGCUCCAAGCGCUCAUAGAAGGCAUCUUUGGUCAUAUGGGAAGGAAGCUUAGAACCAAGGUGUCGCCGUUUAGUUUGUUUUUCACCAGUUAUUCUGAAAUAUUGCGGGUAAGACCUGGUAGGAACUUGUUUGAUCGUUACGAGCGGGCUGUUAUAUUCACUACAAUGCCUACAAAAGACGAAUGUGCUUUUUCCACCUAUAAAACAAAUAACUUUGGUGAUAAAUUUUUGGAAGAAAAAUGGAUUACUAGUGGAAGCUUAGGAUCACGGGAUACUGUACUUGUUUUUCGACAUAAGAGUUUAGAAAAGAAAUCGAAGGACAUUAUAUUGUCUUCGAAAAAUGAAAUUUCAGAUACCAAUACGAAGAACGCUGUUUUUAACGAUUUCGUUGCAAAGGACGUUUCUGGGCUUAAACUUUAUAACAAGGGUUUACCUUCUAUAGAUGUUAUUCGAAAAGACAACGUAGCGCUGCCAAAACAUUUUACUAACUUUUUGGAAACGGAUAUUUCAAAAUUUCACAGCGAGGCUUGUGAAGUAGAUCCUGGCGAAAAAGUUGUAUUAGCUAGAAAAGAGUUUUCUCAAUCUAAUAUGGAGCGAAGUAAUUCCUACGAAACUUGUCAAGACACAAAUAAAGUUUAUGAGGAGGAUGACGACGAAGUUAUUAUGCAAUUCUCGAAUAUGCCAGCUUAUAAAAUGAAAAUUAAGUAUAAGUUUAUGCAAACUGAAACCAAGCUUUUGAGAAAAAUUUUUGCUUGUCAUGGUUUGUCGGAAGUCGGGGAAAAUGAGAGUUUCAGCAUUCUUUGGACAGGAGUACAUAUCAAACCUGAUAUUCUAAGAAAUCUUGCGCCUUAUCAACGUGUUAAUCACUUUCCAAGGUCUUAUGAAUUAACACGUAAAGAUCGUUUGUACAAAAAUAUUGAGAAAAUGCAACAUUUGCGUGGUAUAAAAAAUUUUGAUAUCGUACCACAGUCUUUCGUUUUGCCAAUUGAAUAUAAGGAACUAGUUUCAGCGCAUAAUAAAAAUCGCGGUCCGUGGAUUGUAAAACCAGCUGCUUCUAGUCGUGGACGUGGUAUUUUUAUUGUUAAUACACCAGAUCAAAUACCGCAAGAUGAGCAAGUUCUAGUUUGCAAAUACAUUACCGAUCCCUUAUGCAUCGAUGGUCAUAAAUGCGAUUUACGUGUUUACGUACUUGUUACGUCAUUUGAUCCACUAAUUAUUUAUAUUUAUGAAGAAGGUCUUGUUAGACUAGCUACAGUAAAAUAUGACCGUGCUGCUGAAAACCUAUGGAAUCCUUGUAUGCAUCUUUGUAACUACAGCAUUAAUAAAUAUCACUCAGAUUAUAUUAAAUCUAGUGAUGCCGAAACUGAAGAUGUUGGUCAUAAGUGGACUCUCUCCGCUUUAUUACGACAUUUAAAAUCACAAGGUUGUAAUACUAAUGAAUUAAUGGGGAACAUUGAAGAUUUGAUAAUUAAAUCCAUAUUUGCUUGUGCUCAAACUAUUAUAUCAGCUUGUCGCAUGUUUGUUCCAAGUGGUAGCAAUUGUUUUGAAUUGUACGGAUUUGAUAUCUUAAUAGAUAGUAGUCUUAAACCUUGGCUUUUGGAAGUUAAUUUAUCUCCCUCAAUGGGCGUUGAUAGUCCGUUAGACUCUAAAGUAAAAGCAUGUCUUAUUACGGAUCUCUUAACCUGUAUUGGUAUUCCAGCAUAUUCUACUGAGAUGCGAGCCCAAUACGACAACAAAUGGACGCGUUUUCGUAAUAUAAACUCCACUCGACGAAUUACAUUAGCGGAUCAAUACAUGAGCGGCAAUUGUAACGGCACACGUCGUUUGACAGCGAGCUCCAUCCCUAUACAACAAACACUUACGCUAGAAGAGCAAAGAAUUAUUAAAAAUGCGAGAUUACAAUAUGAUAGGCGAGGUGGAUUUGUUCGUAUUUUCCCGACAGAUGAUAGCAUGCAACGCUACGGUAGCUUUCUUGACAAUUCUACAGGAAUACCAAUAUCAACUCCAAUGGCACAUGGGCAAAUGCCGUACUCUAUGAUCCUACCCCAUAAUUAUAACCAAGUUUUAUUUAACUGCUUAUAUGCGAGUGCAAAUGAUAAAAAAGAAAGUAAUGAACUUUUACAAAGAAUGUGUCAAUAUGAACGUGCACUAGCCGUUGGAUCAUUAGUGUCAUUUAGUAGUAAAAAUCUUAAAUUAAAAUCUGAGGAAGAAGGAAAACGUUUACGCAAUGAAAUUAUAAAAUUGAUUGAUAAUGGCUCUGAACUAACUCAAUUGCAAGCUAGGCAGGCAUUCGCAUUAUACUUAGAAGCAAUUUUACAUCGAAUCACUCAUGAACCGAGAGAUUUUCAUGAAAAGAUAAUUUUAAAAUUCUUGAAUAGGUUAGGGGGCAAUAUUAAAACACCGACAGUACUUUUUCAUAACCCACAGAACUCUCGUGGUAAUAGCAAAGCCAGAACAGCUAUGGUCGCAAAACAGUUGGGCGAUUUUCUUGAGCAAUACAAUCGAGAUACGGAAGCUUACGUGGAUUCGUUUGAUCAUUUCGGUAUGAUACCUAGUGGAUUAUUCGGUGACUUUUUGGCUCAAUCUCAAGAGGCAGAUUUGGAAGCUGUCCUAGCACUUCAUACGAAUGUUACUGGUAACAUGCCGUACCUUUAUAACAGAUUUGGAUUAUCAGUGCCUCAAACCCCUCCUAUACCAUCUGGAUUACAUGGGUUUCUAAGGGCUUUGCCAGCUAUGGUGUUAACUGGUUCUGUCGCCAGAGACUUUAAUAAAUUUGACGGAUAUUAUAAAAACAACGAAAAGAAUUUUAAUAUCUUAAGAAAUUGAAAUUUGAUUAAAACGUCCAACAAUCAAAUAAAUAAUAAAUUAAAUGCUUUAAACAAUUAAGUAAACAGUAUUGGUUGAAUCUACCAAUAGAUAUAAUCAUCCUAUCUUUCACCUAUUUCACAUCAAAAUUCGCAAAUUUUUAGCUUAAAUUUUAAAUAGUAAAACUUUAAAUUAACCACCGCUUGUGAUUAUAAAAAUUGUCUGUAGCUUCUCGGAAUUUAUUAUGUAAUACGUUUCAAGUAUAUCUUAAUUUAUAUAUUUAUAACUAAAUUAAAUACCUCCCAAUGUAAAGUUUAAAUUACACUUUUUUAAUGAAAUACACUUAAUCUUCACUUUUAA
This is a messenger RNA of Bactrocera neohumeralis, 4431 nucleotides long. It is a transcript of the gene TTLL5, whose product is annotated as tubulin polyglutamylase TTLL5. Gene Ontology annotation, molecular function: tubulin binding; tubulin-glutamic acid ligase activity. NCBI's taxonomy places the organism in Eukaryota, Metazoa, Arthropoda, Insecta, Diptera, Tephritidae. The record is from RefSeq and is a predicted model, not a curated record. Gene Ontology annotation, biological process: microtubule cytoskeleton organization; protein polyglutamylation. The transcript is spliced from 7 exons. Bases 1267 to 4092 code for a protein of 941 amino acids. Gene Ontology annotation, cellular component: cilium.